AUGCCUGCCGUGAAAGGGGAUGGAAUGCGCGGCCUUGCUGUUUUCAUCUCGGAUAUUCGGAAUUGUAAAAGUAAAGAGGCAGAACUGAAACGGAUUAAUCGAGAAUUAGCAAAUAUACGCAGCAAAUUUAAAGGUGAUAAAAUGAUUGAUGGUUAUCAGAAGAAGAAAUAUGUUUGUAAGCUUCUAUUCAUUUUCCUUCUUGGUAAUGAUAUUGAUUUUGGCCAUAUGGAAGCGACUAAUUUAUUAAGUUCAAAUAAAUACACUGAGAAACAAAUUGGUUAUCUUUUUAUUUCGGUACUAAUAAAUAAUAAUUCCGAUUUGAUCAAAUUGAUUAUUCAAUCAAUAAAGAAUGAUCUCCAAUCACGCAAUCCUGUUCAUGUUAAUUUGGCAUUACAAUGCAUUUCAAAUAUUGGUAGUAAGGACAUGGCUGAAGCAUUUGCUCAGGAUUUACCAAAAUUGCUGGUUUCCGGGGACACAACCGAUUUUGUGAAACAAAGCGCAGCAUUAUGCUUGCUGAAAUUGUUCAGGAUAUGCCCGGAUGUUUUACCGCCUAGUGAAUUUUCUUCUCGCAUUGUUCAUCUCUUAAAUGACCAGCAUUUGGGUGUUGUUACAUCAGCUGCCUCUCUAAUCGAAGCACUGUCCAAGAAAUGGCCUGAUGAAUAUAAAGGAUGUAUCUCGCUAGCUAUUUCAAGGUUAAGUCGAGUAAGGGUAAUGCACCUAUCAGAUUAUGCAGAAAUAGCUAUACAACGUUUGGAAAAUCCAUUGCAGAUUGUGACUGCAGGUUACACCGACUUGCAGGACUAUACUUAUUACUUUGUGCCAGCACCUUGGCUUUGUGUGAAAUUAUUGAGAUUACUACAAAAUUAUCCACCACCGGAAGACCCAAGCAACAAGUCUCGUUUAAUGGAAUGUCUAGAAGGAAUUUUGAAUAAAGCCAUGGAUGCUCCAAAGUCGAAAAAGGUGCAACACUCGAAUGCUAAAAACGCAGUGCUCUUUGAAUCAAUUGCUCUGAUCAUCCAUAUGGAUACAGAACCAAGUUUGCUUGUUCGAGCUUGUAAUCAACUAGGCACUUUUCUAUCUCAUCGUGAGACAAAUUUGAGGUAUCUUGCUUUGGAGUCGAUGUGUUUAUUGGCAACAUCAGAAUUUUCACAUGAAGCUGUCAAGAGACAUCAAGAAACCAUCAUAAAUAGUUUGAAAACUGAAAGAGAUGUUUCAGUUCGCCAGCGAGCGGUUGAUUUACUGUACGCCAUGUGUGAUCGAUCAAAUGCUGCAGAAAUUGUUUUCGAAAUGUUAUCAUAUCUUGAAACAGCUGAUUAUUCAAUUCGAGAAGAAAUGGUGCUGAAAGUUGCAAUUUUGGCUGAAAAAUACGCUACAGAUUAUACAUGGUAUGUUGAUGUUAUCUUAAAGUUGAUACGAAUUGCUGGUGAUUACGUAUCCGAAGAGGUUUGGUAUCGUGUUAUUCAAAUUGUUGUCAACAGGGAAGAUGUGCAAGGCUAUGCAGCUAAAACUGUUUUUGAAGCGUUGCAGAGACCAGCUUGUCAUGAAAACAUGGUCAAGGUUGGAGGUUACAUACUGGGAGAAUUUGGAAACUUAAUAGCUGGAGAUGCGCGGUCAAGCCCACCAGUUCAGUUUGAACUUUUACACAGCAAGUAUCAUUUGUGCUCUAUUGCAACAAGAUCCCUUCUGUUAUCAGCUUAUGUUAAAUUUUGCAAUUUGUUUCCAGAAAUCAAAGGAAUGAUUCAGGAGGUUUUUCGGAUGGAUCACAAUUUGCGUAAUCCUGACGCUGAAUUACAGCAGCGUGCCGUAGAAUAUUUGCAGUUAUCAAGAGUUGCUUCUCCAGAUGUUCUCGCAACAAUACUGGAAGAAAUGCCACCUUUCCCAGAGAAAGAAAGCUCUUUGCUCGCGAAAUUGAAAAAAUCGAAACCGCAUGUCGAAGAGCUUGUGAAUCAAGCUGCUGAAAAGAAACAUCGUCCAACUGCAAUGAUGAAUCAUGCAAGUCAGUUGCUAGAUAUCAGUCCUGGUGUGGAAUCCAAGGCUUUGGUAGAUAUAUUUAGUUCUCCAACGGCAGCAAACGGUGUACCGUCGACAAUGGCUUCAACAAAUGGUGAACCUGCUGUAGAUAAUUAUCCAGAUGUUUUAAAGUUUGCGACAAAAAACAGCGGUGUUCUUUACGAAGAUUCAACGAUCCAGAUUGGAUACAAAUUAGAAACUCGGGCUAACCUUGCACGCUUAGGAAUGUUUUAUGGCAAUAAAACGAAUUAUUCAUUUACUGAUUUUAGUCCAAGCCUGUUUUGCUCCGGAAUUCUGAGUAGUCAACUGAUUGCACAGUGCAAAGCAGUAGAUAGUACCAUCACAGGUGGAUCACAAGUGCAACAGUUGAUCAAUUUUGUAUGUGAGCAAGAAUUUCAUCGUUGUCCUCUUCUUCACCUCAUUUUCACUUUUUAUGAUGUUAACAAUAGGCAGCAGUCUUUUGAUAAGACUUUUGCACUUCCCAUUUUCAUCAACAAAUUUUUUGAACCAACUGAUAUGUCCUCAGAACAGUUUUUUACUCGCUGGAAGCAACUUUCUCAAUCAACUCAAGAGAAUCAAAAAAUAUUUCCUGCAAAAUUACCGAUAGAUCGAGAACAAAUCAGAACAAAGCUAAGUGGUUUUGGACCUCGGUUGUUGCAAGAAGUAGAUCCAAAUCCAGAAAAUUACGUUUGUGCUGGAAUAGUCAAUACGAAAAUGCAGCAGAUUGGUACCCUUAUUCGUUUGGAACCGAAUAAACAAGCAAAGAUGUAUCGACUGACUGUGCGGAGUUCGCGUGAUACUGUUGCAAGUCACUUGUGUGAUAUAUUGUCGCAGCAGUUUUGA
Acanthocheilonema viteae is the source of this 2853-nucleotide messenger RNA. Lineage: Eukaryota; Metazoa; Nematoda; Chromadorea; Rhabditida; Onchocercidae. The record is from the annotation of a GenBank genome assembly.